This is a messenger RNA of Rhincodon typus (whale shark), 6618 nucleotides long. RefSeq names its product SNF2 histone linker PHD RING helicase (gene shprh). The transcript has 29 exons. Lineage: Eukaryota; Metazoa; Chordata; Chondrichthyes; Orectolobiformes; Rhincodontidae. Gene Ontology annotation, molecular function: ubiquitin protein ligase activity; ATP binding; ATP-dependent chromatin remodeler activity. Gene Ontology annotation, cellular component: nucleus. The record is from RefSeq and is a predicted model, not a curated record. Bases 143 to 4258 code for a protein of 1371 amino acids. Gene Ontology annotation, biological process: DNA damage response; protein polyubiquitination.
CUUCCGGGAAAAUACUAUCAACAUCCGGGGGUCAGCCGUCCAGCUUUUCCGGCCCUGUUUAUUGUUUCUGAACCGUUUAUUGUUUAUUUGGAAACUUCAGGCUCUGGGGCUUAACACUGUGAACUUGCACUAAGCUGGUACAAUGAGCAACAGAAGGAAGCGUACAGCCCCAGUGCGAGUAGACGAAGAAACAAAAAAAAAGCUGAGUUGGAAUAUGUGUAAUGACUUGAAGGAUCUCCAUCCACUUGAUCGAUCAAAUGACUAUAAUAAUCCCUCAGCUAUGAGCUCGGGUCCCCCAGGACACAGAGAGACAACCCUUCUCCAGCCUAGCAGUUUGAAACAGGAUGAGCCAUUUAACAUCUCUGCUGUGACUCAGGUCGAGGAUGGAGAAGGUCAUCUUUUGCCAUUAAGUACCACCACCCAAAUCAGUCUUGCUAUCUCCCCUGGCCACUUGGGUGAAGAGUGGCGAGCACUGCUGGAUGGGUUUACACUCCAACUUCCAACAGGGCAAGCAUUUCCAGAGGAACUGUGGUUUCUCAGCAUAGGCUUGAUGAAGACCAGUGCUGAUGAUCAGCUGCAAGUCUCAAUCAAGAGGAAAUGUGAUGAUUCUGAGAGGGAUGACAACAAAGAAUUCAUAAGCUGUGUAAGAACUUCACUCAAUUUUAAGAUGCUGGAGAACAUAACGUGGCUUCAGAAAAAGAAUGUAAUUGGAUUGUUCCAAAACACAAUUGAAGACCGUCAAACACUGAAGAUUGGUGUAUAUCUUCUUGAGUCUGGUUUGGGAAAACCCGAGUUCCUGAGUGAAGGAAGCCAUAGGAUGAAAAAGACAAAUGCAUUGAUGCAGAAACUCAUGGAAUAUUUUUAUGACUUAACAGUUCCAGAUGUCUCAAGUAUCACAGAAGAAGCCGAUGAAAGGGAGAACAUUGAAGAGCUUUAUGAUUUUGUACGGCAUGCACAUCAGCAAGAAACUCUGUACAUUGAGAAAGUUCAGCACCCUUUGCUUGUCCCAACCCUCAGAUCAUAUCAGUGCCAGGCUGUCAGUUGGAUGCUUCAGAGAGAACAGUGUAGUCCUGGCUCUUCUUCAAGCAAUAAUGCCCUCCAUUUGUUAUGGAAAGAAGUCACCACAAAGGAUGAGAAGAAAAUAUAUUACAAUCCGUACACUGGCUGCAUUAUUCGCGAGCGCCCUCUGCUGAGUGCUGAUUGGCCUGGAGGAAUCCUGGCAGAUGAGAUGGGUCUGGGGAAAACUGUGGAGAUGCUGGCACUCAUUUUGACACACACACGUAAAGAAAUGAAACAGGACACUCUGUCACUCCCAGAGGGGACAUCUGUAAAUUACUACAUACCACCUCCACUACCUGCAGCCUCUCAGAAAACAAGUAGGAAGAAAGCUGAAGUCAAACCAAAGGAAAAGGUGAACUAUCCCAUAAAAACUGAAAGCACUGUGUACCAAGGAGUGAAGAAGCAUGGCUUUAUCCAACCUCAUGCACUAGCAAAACAUGAGAUAGUCAUUACAACCUAUGAUGUGCUCCGAUCCGAGCUAAAUUAUGUCGACAUUCCCCACAGCAAUAGUGAUGAUGGACGCCGGUUACGCAAAGAGAAGCGGUAUAUGGCCAUUCCAAGCCCAUUGGUUGCAGUGGAGUGGUGGAGAAUCUGUCUGGAUGAGGCUCAAAUGGUGGAAUGUGCCACUGCUAAGGCAGCAGAAAUGUGUCUACGGCUAAGUGCCAUCAAUCGUUGGUGUGUCACAGGAACUCCAGUCCAAAGGAGCUUAGAAGACCUGUAUGGAUUAGUUUUAUUUUUGGGUGUGGACCCAUAUUGGGUUAAACACUGGUGGGACCAACUUCUAUACCAACCUUACUGCAGGAAGAAUCCAAUUCCUGUGUACACCCUCAUCGCAAAGAUCAUGUGGAGAACGGCAAAAAAGGAUGUGCUUGAUCAGAUCCAGAUCCCACCUCAGACUGAGGAAGUUCACUGGCUACGAUUUUCACCAGUAGAAAGGCACUUUUACCAUCGGCAGCAUGAGAUUUGUUCCCAAGAUGCACUGCAGAAGUUGAGGAAGAUUUCCGAUUGGAGUACCAAGUUGAGCAGUCUGGACAGGCGGACAGUUAGUUCCAUUCUGUAUCCCUUGCUGAGAUUAAGACAGGCGUGCUGUCAUCCACAGGCUGUACGGGGAGAGUUCCUUCCACUGCAGAAGAGUACCAUGACAAUGGAGGAACUCUUAAAGUCUCUUCAGAAAAAAUGUUGCACAGAAUGUGAAGAGGCUCAUCGGCAGCUAGUGUGCGCUCUUAACGGAUUGGCUGGCAUUCAUAUUAUCAGAGGUGAGUUUGUAACAGCAGUUGAAUAUUACAGAGAGGUUCUGCGUUCAUCCGAAGAGCAUAAAGGCAAACUUCAAACAGACUCUUUACAGCGACUCCACGCUACUCACAACCUUAUUGAGCUCCUGGAGGCAAACCACCCAGGGAUCCCUCCAACUCUUCGUGAUCACAAGCUUCGGGAAGAAGCUGAACAGCUUAGACAGCAUUACAUGAAUAAAUCAGAUUUGGAAGUUUCUGCUGCACGUCAAGCUUUGCCACCUGUUCAGCAAAACAUCCGUGAACUACAGCGCAAGAUUCACCCUGGGGCACCCUGGUGGCUUGGUAUCAUUGAGUGUGUACUGCAGGCUGCUCUGGAUGACGAGCUGGUGACAAGGGUGCGAAAUGAAAUCUCAUGUAACUACAAACAGCAACCUAACAAACUGUCCAUGGCUGAAAAGUUCCACGACUGUAGAGGCCUGCAGUUUUUGCUGACUGUGCAAAUUGAAGAGUUGAAGAAAUCACAGAAGAUGGUACAGGACUCUGUCAAGAAUCUAGAGGGCCCACCAUCACAAGAAGAAAUUCGACUCGCCACAGUGUGUCAUCUUCGCCCUGUCCGAUUUCCCCUGAACAAUUGCCAAUUCUGUAAAGCAGAUGAACUGUUCACAGAAUAUGAAUCCAAGUUGUUCUCGCACAGUGUUAAAGGGCAGAAAGCAAUCUUCGAAGAGAUGAUUGAAGAGGACGAGGGCCUGGUUGAUGAACGUUUGCCAACUACUAGUCGUGGACUGAGGGCUGCAAGUGAGACUGAACGUGCCUUAAAAGCCAUCUUAGCUUUUGGGAAAGCGCACCGAAUUGAUACCUUGCUAAUAGAAGAAGGGAACAUCUUUAUGGAACUGUUUGAGUUAUGGAAAAAAGAAUAUAAGUUGCUCCAUGAAUAUUGGAUGGCACUACGCAAUCGGGUUUCUGCCAUCGAUGAAUUAGCCAUGGCAACUGAACGCUUUCAAGUGCGUCUUCCAGGCGAGCCCAAACCAAACCUUCCUGUACUUCACAUCAUUGAGUCACAUGAGGUGGAACAAAACCGAAUAAAACUCCUAAAUGACAAAGCUGUAGCCACAUCACAAUUACAGAAGAAACUUGGUCAAGUGCUCUACCUCACAAAUUUGGAGAAGUCUCAGGAUCCCUCAACAGGCAGUGUCAAUCCAGAUCCCUGUCCCAUCUGUUCAAGGCAAUUAGGACAGCAGUGGGCUGUACUGACUUGUGGACACUGCUUUUGCAAUGACUGCAUAGCCAUUAUAAUAGAACAGUACAGUAUUGGCGCUCGGCGAAGCGCUAUCAAGUGUGCAAUUUGCAGACAGACCACAGCACACAAAGAAGUCUCUUACGUAUUCACAACUGAGGCUGCAAGCAAAGAAGACGAAUUUCCUGUUAAAGGUAGCCAUUCUACCAAAGUGGAGGCUGUGCUCAGGACAUUGAAGAAAAUCCAGCAAAAGGAGCCUGAAGCUAAGGCCCUGGUCUUCUCUACAUGGCAGGAUGUGUUGGAUAUAAUUGGGAAAGCGUUGUUGGAUAAUAACAUGGAGUUUGUUCAGAUCAAUGGACUUCACAGGUUCCAGGAGAAUCUGUCAGCUUUUAAAUAUGAUUCCAAGAUCAACAUUUUGCUACUGCCUCUCCAUACAGCAUCGAAUGGUUUAAACAUCAUUGAAGCUACCUAUGUACUCUUGGUGGAACCUAUUUUAAACCUUGCUCAUGAGCUACAAGCAAUAGGAAGAGUCCAUCGUAUUGGGCAAACAAAGGCAACAGUUGUUCAUAGGUUUCUAAUUAAAGGAACAAUAGAGGAGAGGAUGCAAAGUAUGCUUAAAAGUACUGAGAAAAGUCACAACAAGUCCAUGAUUGUGCAGUCAGAAGCCUCUGUUCUGACUGUGGGGGACCUAGCAGAUCUCUUCUCCGAGGAAGACAGGACUACAGAUGAAUGAAUGAGGAUUAUCAACUUACACACUGAAGAUUAAUAAUAUACACCCUCAACUUUAUUAUCUGUUAUGGAUUCUGAACAUUGUACAGAAAAGGGCUCGAUCUUCACCUGGACAAUAGUGAAAUAUAAACCAAUUGGAACCAGUAGUCUAAUCAAAUUAAGGCACAAAAAAUUCUGUUUUUUUUUUUUUACUAAUAAGCCCAAAUUGUGGAAUGUUAAAUACAAUAGAGAAUGUCUGGUAAGACGUUCAAUACUGUAUGAAGGACCAAGGUCAGGAUUGAAACAUUGAAACAGAAUGGGAACAAUCGACAAUGAAACAAUUGGCUCAAAGUUUGCUGUAGCAGGAUAUUAAUGGCAUCUGCCAUUAGUUAGGUUCACCCCUACAUCCUUCAGCACAAAACCCUUUUGUCCACUAAAUAGAUAGAAAUGCAGACUGAUAAUGGGACAGUAAAAGAAAUAGGGACCUCUGCUUAAUCAAUCAGCUGUACAAUUGGGAAAUAAACACAGGAAGAAUUGCAGAAGCCAUGUAAGUGAAUUCACCUCUUUAAAUGUCAAAUCAAAAAAGAAAUAUAGGGAAACAUGGAUUAGAUCAAGAGAGAGAAAAGGAGACAAGAAAAAUAAGAAAAUACUUCCAUUUCAAAUAUGCAUUUUAAAUAUUUUCUUCAAAACUGUCAUGCUUGAAGGAAUGAGAUUCCACUGGUAUUGAUUAAUUUUGGGUGACAGAGAAGCAAGUUGGCAGCAAUUACCCCUUAACAUCAUGUUAAGUGAACACUUAUGCUUAAAAUGACAAGACUUAACUUGCUGUGGUGAGUUCAAGGGGCAAAUGGACGUAUCUUUUUAAGAAAAGGAGGGCAAGCUUAAUUCAAGGUGCUAUUGUGAUAGAGGUAAUGGCAGAAUCAAUCACCCUGGACAGUAAAUCUUGAAUGUUUACAUGUUAUUUGCAUCUGUUCCUUGGUUACAAUUAUGCCAUUUAUGCAUUAUUUUCUCAAGUUCUGCCAUAUGAAAUACUCUGGAGGAAUGUCUGCAAUCAAGCUGAACAUAAUAUGAAUGUAAAAUCAACUUUGAUUUUAGAAACAAUCCAUCAAAUGGGGAUAUCCAGAUUAUCUGAUAGAGUCACUGGACUCAAAACAUUAACUCUGCAUUCUUCCUAUAGAUGCUGCCAGACCGGCUGAGUUUUGCCAGCAAUUUCUGUUUCUCUUACAGAUCUCCAGCAUCUGCAAUUCUUUGUUUUAUCUCCAGAUUACCGUUGAAUAAUGAGAUAAUGGAGUUUGGGGAGUGGUGAAAUGGACUUUGGUAGGAGAGUUUUGGUAGUAGAUAACAAAAUUUGUGUAUUGGGGGAAUGGAUUUUGAGGAACACGGGUGAUGAAUCAAUGGACUUUGAAAAUGUUUUGAUAUUAUAGGGUAGAAUAAAUUGAUGGUUCCUUCCAAUCCACACAGUAUCCUGACUGGGAAUUGUAUUGCAGUUCCAUCACUGUUGCUGUGUCAUAGUGCUGGAACUCUGCCGCCCCCCCAGCAGCACUAUGGCUGUACUUGUACUAGAUGAAUUGCAGCAAUUCAAGAAGGCAGCUCACCACCACCUUCUCAAGGGCAACUAGGGAUAGGCAACAAAUGCUGGCCUUGCCAAUGAUACUCACAUCCCAUAAACAAACCUAAAAGAAGACAGUGUCUUGACAGUAGAACAUUUCAGAACUGUACUCAAGCUGUGACCUAGAUUAUGGUCAAGACCUGAAUCAUGGCUUGAAUCCAUGACCUUCUAAUUCUGAGAUAAGAUUGCAGCCAUGUGUACCAAGCUGACACUCAAAUAUUAAAGAGAAUAGACUUUGAUAGGAGAAUUUAGAUAGUGGAGGGCAUGAGUCUUUUUCCCACUGUAUGAGUUGUAUUUCCAUACAAGAUUCAAAUAUAAAAGCUCAAACAGUAAAAUUGUUGGGAGAGAAUUCUUGUUGAGAAAAAAGGACAAUAAUUUUAUUUGACUGUCCAUAAUUGAGCUGCCGUCUCAGUAGCAAUAAAUAAUAUCGCUAGAAGAUUUCAUGCUAUUAAUCAGGCAGCGCCACUUGUAAUAUGUUUACCUGAAUGGGGCUGUGUUAUUCUUUCUUCCUUGUUUAGGAGAUUGGAGAUGUAAAAUAAUUACUUUAACUGUUAAUACAUUAUUUAUUACACAGUUUGGGAGAAAUUCCUCUUGAUAAUUUUAACAAAUGUCUUCCUGUGGCUUGUCAAUGAGAUUUCCUAUUUUGUACUCUCUAUUGCUUUUGCUAAGUUAUCAGUGGAAACUGUUUCAUUCCUCAUUGCAAAGACAUUAUUCAUUGCAAAGACCACAUGUUGCUUAAUAUAAUUGUUUCAAAAUUUGAAUAAAAUGUUUCUGUAUGA